Messenger RNA from Dermacentor silvarum, 612 nucleotides. RefSeq lists its product as uncharacterized. The record is from RefSeq and is a predicted model, not a curated record. Lineage: Eukaryota; Metazoa; Arthropoda; Arachnida; Ixodida; Ixodidae. The coding region runs from base 19 to 477 and encodes 152 amino acids. The transcript is spliced from 4 exons.
CCCAGUCGUCUUUUCAAAAUGGAAAGGUGUAUGUUAACUCUCAUCGUACUUUCUACAGGCCUUGUAGGCGGCCUUCACAGAAACUCAUGGAAAAAUUGCAAAAGGCUCGGCGCCCAUCCUACCGAGCAGAAACCAGCAAAGGUAUGCUGGUACCAUUGCUAUGACGAAGACAGAAAUAGAGUGCACCGAAAGUUGGAAUCCUACGGCACGCCGUGCACCGGCUGGCCAAACCGGCCCCUUGGCUUCUGUUGGGGCUCGCAUUGCUACCAGGACCACUUCGGCAGGCGCCCACCCUGGACUCCACCUCCGGGCAGUGACGGCCCAACGAGUCCAUCACCGACCGGCCAGACCACUGCCACUGUUAGGCCGCCGCGGUCUGAGUCUUACCGGCGCGGUAGUGCCGAACAAACUGUCAACAGCACCGCAAAAAGCAACUCAACGCCCUACAAUGAGGCGCCCGUGAACAAGCCCAAAUAGCGCCUUUGGACGCCGAGCAGAGAGCAAUGCUCGACACUUCAUGAACCACCGGCCGCUCAAGGAUGACCUGGCAGUAGAUCAGGGGCAGAAGUUAAGAGAAAGAAUAAGAAAAGCAAGAUUUGUGUUUUUCAUCUC